AUGGCGGUGCCGGCCGUGGCCGGCGCGGCCUUCGUGGCUGCCGGCGCGACGUCCCCGGAGGCCUCCGCGCAGCUCGUGGAGCACCUGCGCAAGACGCUCACGUGCGCCCAGGAGGUCAGCGCCGCCGCCGCCGCGGCCGGGGCCGCGGUGGCCCUCGCGGCGGAGGCGGCCUCCGCCGCCGACGCGGCGGCGCUGGAGGAGCUGGUUGCGGCUCUGUCGCAGGAGGAGUUGGCGGCGGCGCUGUCGCAGGAGGUGGAGGCCACGGUGAUGUGGGUGCAGCGGCUGCUCGAGUCGGCGCGGUUCACGGGGUCCGAGGAGGCCCUCGCGCCCGGCGCUUCCCUGCUGAGCGUGGUGCAGCCUCGCCUGCGGCACCAGAGGGACGAGGCGCUGGGGCGGUCGCGGGCGCUGUUCCGCGACAUGAAGGAGGCGGAGGGCGAGGCGGACGAGCACGCGGCGGUCUUCCGGCGGUGGGCCAUGGAGGCGGUACUCGCCAAGCGAGCUCAGUAG
Molecule: messenger RNA, 507 nt
Organism: Prorocentrum cordatum
Lineage: Eukaryota; Dinophyceae; Prorocentrales; Prorocentraceae
Source: the annotation of a GenBank genome assembly